AUGUUCCAGUGGGGGUUUGCCAGCCUCAACGGACUCGUCUUCCUCCUCUGGAAAGUGGCCUUCGGCGCCAAGGAUGGGGAUCUUCUUAGCUUCAUGAGUGACAACUUCCUGCUCAAUUUCGGCAAUCUGAACAGGCGGCGAUGGUGGACGUACCUUACCAGUGCUUUCAGCCACCAGUCUUUCAACCACUUGCUCCCCAACCUGCUGGCGUUCAACAACUACGUCCCGCUCGCACUUCGCUUUGGAAUGCAGCCUCUCGAGCUAGUACUACUGUCUUUUGGCUCCGCGAUCGCAGGUUCCGCUGCAUGUAUCACGCACUGGAGAAAGGAAAACAUUUAUUUUACAUCGUGCCUGGGAGCUAGUGGGGUUGUCUGGGGACUGGGGAUGACGGUCACAAUGUUAGGGCCACAAACCAUGAUUGUUUGUUGGCCAUUCCCGAGAAAGAUACAGCUGUGGAUGUUUACAUUGUGCUGCUUCUCGUACGACUUCUUCAGCCUUGGCGUGAAACGCUCGCGGAUUGGACAUGCGGCUCACCUUGGUGGCAUGGCGUUUGGUGCGGCGUUCUGUUUGGUCAGAAGGCAGAUCGAGAGGACCCGGGCACACUGA
This is a messenger RNA of Truncatella angustata, 606 nucleotides long. RefSeq lists its product as uncharacterized. Bases 1 to 606 code for a protein of 201 amino acids. NCBI's taxonomy places the organism in Eukaryota, Fungi, Ascomycota, Sordariomycetes, Amphisphaeriales, Sporocadaceae. Gene Ontology annotation, molecular function: serine-type endopeptidase activity. Gene Ontology annotation, cellular component: membrane. The record is from RefSeq and is a predicted model, not a curated record. The transcript has a single exon.